Cajanus cajan (pigeon pea) is the source of this 1356-nucleotide messenger RNA. The record is from RefSeq and is a predicted model, not a curated record. NCBI's taxonomy places the organism in Eukaryota, Viridiplantae, Streptophyta, Magnoliopsida, Fabales, Fabaceae.
UUUCUCUCUCAAAACCAAUCACACACAUGAUUUUGUACAAGGUCGCAUUUGCCACUUCUAAAACUGCACGAGAAGAAACUUCAGCAUGAUUUCUAACCUGUGUUGCCAUUUUCUCAUUAUUCUUCUACUUGGUCUUGCAAUUUUCGUUCGGGUCGGAACUUCUCGCUCCAAGGUGGAAGUGCUUCCCGGCUUUGAAGGACCUCUUCCUUUCGAACUGGAAACUGGUUAUGUGGGAUUGGGAGGAAAAGAUGAUGACAUGCAAGUCUUUUAUUACUUUAUUAAGUCAGAGAGCGAUCCUCAGAAAGACCCUCUUAUGCUUUGGUUGUCAGGGGGUCCUGGUUGCUCUUCAUUAACGGGUCUUCUCUUUCAAAUAGGUCCACUUGCACUCGACACUGAGUCAUAUGAUGGGAGCUUGCCAAAUUUGAUCUUGAGGCCACAGUCCUGGACUAAGGUAUGUAGCAUUAUUUUUGUAGAUUUGCCUUUUGGAAGUGGCUUCUCGUAUGCAAAAAAUCUCACUGCUCAACGGAGUGACUGGAAAUUAGUUCACCAUACCCAUCAAUUUCUUAGGAGGUGGCUGAUUGAUCACCCGGAAUUUCUUUUAAAUGAAUUUUACAUGGGAGGUGAUUCAUAUUCUGGCAUACCUGUCCCUGGUAUUGUUCAAGAAAUUUCAAAUGGAAAUGAAAUAGGUCUGCAACCACAGAUAAAUCUCCAGGGAUAUCUGUUAGGGAACCCAAAAACAACAGGAAAAGAAAAUAAUCAUCAAAUCUCAUUUGCUCAUGGAAUGGGACUUAUUUCUGAUGAACUCUAUGCGUCACUGCAGAGAAAUUGUAAAGGAGAGUAUAUCGAUAUUGAUUCCAGAAACGAAUUGUGUUUAAGAGAUAUGAACUACUUUGAAGAGUGCCUUUCAGAAAUUGAUAUGUGGUACAUUUUGGGACACUGCUGCAAAGUUGAUUUGCCUAAGAAACAUGAAGCUCCGUGGAGGAGAUAUCUGUAUCAAAAGUUUGAGGCCUCUCUUAAUUCUUAUUAUACGAGAGAGCCAAACUUAUGCUGCAAUAUUUUUAGUGACUUCAUUUCCGCUCAAUGGGCCAAUGAUGAGAGUGUUCGCAAGUCGCUGCAUACUCGAGAGGGAACUAUAGGAAAAUGGAAACGCUGUAACCAAACUGAUUUUGAGUACCAGAUCUCUAGUAGCUUCGACAUUCAUGUAAAUCUUAGUGCAAAAGGAUACCGUUCAUUAAUAUACAGCGGAGAUCAUGAUGCAGUUGUUCCUUUCAUAUCGACCCAAGCGUGGAUUAGGGCUCUAAACUACUCCAUUGUGGAAGAUUGGAGGCCAUGGCUUAUAGAAGGACAAGUUGCAGG